This is a messenger RNA of Cryptomeria japonica (Japanese cedar), 2055 nucleotides long. RefSeq names its product probable inactive beta-glucosidase 33. Bases 1 to 2055 code for a protein of 684 amino acids. The transcript is spliced from 16 exons. Lineage: Eukaryota; Viridiplantae; Streptophyta; Pinopsida; Cupressales; Cupressaceae. The record is from RefSeq and is a predicted model, not a curated record. Gene Ontology annotation, molecular function: beta-glucosidase activity. Gene Ontology annotation, biological process: carbohydrate metabolic process.
AUGAGAAUUUUGGCUUCAUUAAAUUGGAGGGGCGCUUCACCAGAUGUGAAAUUUAGAUACGGCGACGGUUCGAAAAACGACACAGGGCUUCUGGAUCUUGAAAUCGGCGAUGUAUUGCGAUUUACUGUAAAUGAUAAUUCAGAUAGGCCCCGGGCAGAUGGCCCUGGAAAACUACUGCGAGAAAUUACAAAAUGCCCGGUAGGGUUUCUUUUGGUUUUGAAGCUUCAGCAGCCGCCACAGGGUCUGGUGUCUUCUGUGAACAGUGUUGAUAGAGAAGAUCUCAGUAAGGAAGGGGCGUGGAACGGUCCAUCAAGGAUUGUGGGCGAAUCUGUCAUCCAACCUACAGAUAAACUAAAACUUGCAGAGGCAAUUCGGCUGAUGGAUUUUGUAACGGCCACCGAAUGGCAGUCUAUGGUCGUAAGUUCAAACCCAUGCAAGUGGGAUUCUCAGAAAUGGAAAUGUGUCAAGGCUAAGGCAGACGAUAAUAAUGGUGCGGUGAGCAUGGCUUGGCAGUUACGUCGACUUGGCAGUGGUUGGGAGGAACACGUGGCGAUGAUGUGGCUGGAAAGUUUAGAAAAGGAAGAAGGGAUGUUUCACUGCAUGGCUGUGUCAGUUGGACUUCAUGGGGGAGAUUGUUGGGUUGAAGGUGCAGCGCAACUUGAUGGGCGUAAGCCUUCCAUUUGGGAUACUUAUACACAUUCUGGGAAAAUGUCUGAUGGAAGCACAGGGGAUGUUGCUGCAUAUCAAUAUCACCAUUAUAAAGAGGACGUCCGUCUGAUGUUCAAAUUGGGAUUAGAUGUAUACAGAUUUUCCAUCAAAUGGUCUCGACUUAUACCUGAUGGAAGGGGUGCCAUCAAUCCAAAGGGGUUGGAAUACUACAAUAACCUGAUCAAUGAACUCAUUCUCCAUGGUAUUCAACCACAUGUUACCUUAUUCCACUUCGAUUUGCCCCAGAGCUUAGAAGAUGCCUAUGGAGGAUGGCUCAGUCCCCAAAUAGAAGAAGAUUUCAGAGCCUUUGCAGAAGUUUGUUUCAGAGAUUUUGAGGACGGAGUGAAGUACUGGACAACUUUCAACGAGCCAAAUGCAUUUUCCGUUUUGAGUUAUGACAAUGGUUACUGGCCUCCGGAACGCUGUUCUUAUCCAUUUGGAUAUUUUGGCAAUUGUAGUGCAGGAGAUUCUACAGUAGAACCAUACAUUGUUGGUCAUCAUGUUCUGUUAUCUCAUGCAGAAGUUGUUGAGCUCUACAGAAAAAAAUUUCAGACCAACCAAAAGGGUUUUAUUGGUUUGACAGUUAUUAUAACUUGGUUCGUGCCAUUGACAAGCACGACCGAGGACAUAGCUGCAACUCAGAGGACAUUUGAUUUUCAACAUGGUUGGAAAAUCGGGGACUAUCCUUCCAGCAUGAAGAAGAUUCUAGGCUCCAGGCUGCCCACUUUCACCAAACAACAAUCUAAAAAGCUAAGGGGAUCAUUUGAUUCCAUUGGGGUUAACCAUUAUGGCACUAGCUAUGUUUUCGAUUUACCUAGUUACUGGGUUUCUGCGGAAAGAGAUUAUAUGAGAGAUUUAAGCUCAAACACAACAGCUAGGACCAACUGGAUUCCAAUUGUUCCAUGGGGAUUGCAAGAAUUAUUGGAAUAUUUCAAGCAACAUUAUGACAAUCCACCUAUUAUAAUCUAUGAAAAUGGAUAUGGCACCAAAAACAAUCAAUCUCUCUCACUGUCGGAGGCAUCAAAUGAUAGGGGAAGGAUGGAGUAUCUCCAUGACUAUCUUGAGAGUUUGCUCGCUGCAAUCAGGAAUGGAUCCAACACUCGAGGAUACUUCGUCUGGACAUUGCUGGAUAAUUUUGAAUUGUUUUCUGGUUAUGAGCUUCGUUAUGGCCUCCUCUAUGUUGAUUUCAAGGAUAAAAAAUUGAGGAGGUAUCCAAAUCUUUCUGCUCGCUGGUAUACCAAAUUUAUGAAAGGGAACAAACAAAUUGAAUAUCCAUGGAAGAGAGGAGAUGGACCAACUAAUGUGGAUCAAAUGGGUGUAUCCUUUCAUUCUCCAUUCACUUACUAG